This is a messenger RNA of Coniophora puteana RWD-64-598 SS2, 204 nucleotides long. RefSeq lists its product as uncharacterized. The record is from RefSeq and is a predicted model, not a curated record. The transcript has a single exon. The annotation marks the transcript as partial. Lineage: Eukaryota; Fungi; Basidiomycota; Agaricomycetes; Boletales; Coniophoraceae.
CGUCAAGACAAGAAGAUCUUGCUGGAUUCUCUAUUUGAGUUGUGCAGUUGGCAUGCUCAUGCCAAAUUACGCCUCCAUACUGACAAUACUCUUGAGAUCUUUGAGGCAUCUACCUCAUCUCUGGGUGCAAUUCUGUGCAAGUUCAAACAAGAGGUUUGUUCUUCAUAUGAUACUAAGGAAAUUCCACCAGAAACAGCAGCCUGA